CGGCGGGGCCGGAAGCGGCUCGCGCCGGGGUCUACUUCCGGCGGGGACCUGGCCCCGGGGCCGCCAGCAGGUGAUGCACUGAUCAGCUCACAGAUGUUGCCCCAAUUGAUGUAGGACCCAAGUUGCUUGGGCCAAGGAUGAGCAAGCCGACAGACUUGCAGCACAACUUGGAACGAAGCCUCCCAGCCAUAGCAUCCAUCAGCACUUCAUUUUCGCAGAGCCAAGGCUUUUCUCCGUAUUGUUAUUUCUCUCCAGAGAAGAGGAAAGCCAUCUCAGACGUAAGGAGGACCUUCUGCCUCUUCGUCACCUUUGAUCUGCUCUUCAUCUCUCUGCUGUGGAUAAUUGAACUGAAUACCAAGGAUGGCAUUCAGAAGAACCUGGAGAAUGAAAUCAUCGAGUACAGUUUUAAGACUUCUUUCUUUGAUAUAUUUGUCUUGGCUUUCUUUCGAUUUUUUGUGCUGCUGCUGGCCUAUGCAAUCCUGAAACUGCGCCACUGGUGGGUCAUAGCGGUCACUACAUUGGUAUCCAGUGCCUUCCUGAUUGUGAAGGUCAUCCUCUCCGAGCUUCUGACCAAAGGGGCUUUCGGCUAUUUACUUCCUAUCGUCUCGUUUGUCAUUGCUUGGCUGGAGACUUGGUUCCUGGAUUUUAAAGUCCUAACUCAGGAAGCUGAAGAGGAACGGUGGUACCUGGCAGCCCAGGCUGCAGCAGCUCGAGGCCCCCUGCUCUACCCUGGAGCCCUUUCGGAUGGGCAGUUUUACUCCCCACCAGAGUCCUUCGCAGGAUCGGACGAGUCGGAUGAGGAGGGCACAGGAAGGAAAGCGUUGACAGCACAGGAGAAGGAAUAUGUCCGACAAGGCAAAGAAGCAAUGGAAGUUGUGGACCAAAUCCUAGCCCAGGAAGAGAACUGGAAGUUUGAGAAAAACAAUGAGUUUGGUGAUGUUGUUUACACUUUUGAAAUACCUUUCCAUGGCAAGACCUUUAUUUUAAAGGCUUUCCUGCAGUGCUCUGCUGAAACAGUUUACCAGGAGGUUAUUCUCCAGCCUGAGAAGAUGAUCCUGUGGAACAGAACAGUGGCAGCUUGCCAGAUCCUGCAGCGGGUUGAAGACAAUACGAUCGUUUCGUACGACGUAGCAGCUGGGGCCGCAGGCGGCGUUGUUUCUCCCAGGGACUUCGUGAACGUGCGUCGUAUCGAGAGAAGAAGAGACAGGUACAUUUCCUCAGGGAUAUCGACCACGCACAGCCUGAAGCCUCCACUCUCCAAAUAUGUCAGGGGUGAGAAUGGGCCUGGAGGAUUCAUCGUGCUGAAGUGUCCAAGCAACCCCAGGGUCUGCACCUUCAUCUGGAUUCUCAACACGGACCUGAAGGGUCGCCUUCCCCGUUACCUUAUCCACCAGAGCCUGGCGGCCACCAUGUUCGAGUUCGCCUUCCACCUCCGCCAGCGCGUCGGCGAGCUCUCGAGCAAACCGUGAGCAGCGGGGAGCUGCCCUGGCCGGACAUUCCUCUGCCCUACGUCUGCGGCGGCCGGAGACCAGGGAGCAGCCUCGUGCGGGCCGGGGAGAGCCUCGCCGAGACCCCGCGGCGGCGGCUGCCCCGUGCUAACCGAGCCGAGGCCGCGGCGCCCGCGGGCGCCCGCCUCCCUCUCCUGCUGUGGCUCCACCGAACCGGGGCCCCGGAAACCACUGACACUGUGCUGCGUGCCAAACCCCUGCCCUCCCGGGGCGCCGGGCUCUGCCCCCCACCGGCGUCCGGCCUCUCCCCUUCCCCUCGCGAUGAGCCAUGAACCGGGGGCCGAGCCGAGGAGCAGGUGAGGGGGUGGCAUCCGUCCUGCCGUCACAGUCGGUCCCGCAGCGUCACAGCUGCCCUGGGCGUCCCCCAGGGUGGGCUCCAGCCAAGGCAAGGGCAGCCCCCCCCUCGUCGGGGCCUGGCCCAGCACCUCCUUCCUCUGCGGUCGCAGGAUGGGCAGCUGGGGCUGAUACCCCUCCCUGAGCCCCCCAGCCCACCCGAUCCCCCGGCGCGGGGUGCAGCGCCGAGGACCGUGCCGCGGGCACAGCGGCUCCCCGCGGAGGCAGAGCGCAGUUCGCCUUAAGCAGAGACUUUUCUCCUCUUUUUUUUUUUUUUUUUUUUUUUUUGGAGGGAGGGGGGAAGGGGGCUGCGGGGGCGGCUGCAGCUUCUUUCUACCUGUGUGCGCCAGUGCCGUGUUCUGCGCUAUAAAGGGAAGCAGCGCGAAGCCGCCCGCACGCGGGGGCCCGCGCCGGCAGCGCUGCCGGGAGGCGGGGGGAGCGCCCGCGGCGGCCCUGCGGCCUGGGGUCCGCCCGCCCGCCCCCCGGGGGAAUAAAAAGCCUCGUGCUCCUCGCGGCC
Rhea pennata is the source of this 2358-nucleotide messenger RNA. It is a transcript of the gene STARD3, whose product is annotated as StAR related lipid transfer domain containing 3. Lineage: Eukaryota; Metazoa; Chordata; Aves; Rheiformes; Rheidae. The coding region runs from base 138 to 1469 and encodes 443 amino acids. Gene Ontology annotation, biological process: cholesterol transport. The record is from RefSeq and is a predicted model, not a curated record. The transcript has 15 exons. Gene Ontology annotation, cellular component: lysosomal membrane; late endosome membrane; endoplasmic reticulum membrane. Gene Ontology annotation, molecular function: cholesterol transfer activity; cholesterol binding.